Messenger RNA from Wasmannia auropunctata (little fire ant), 966 nucleotides. RefSeq lists its product as uncharacterized. The record is from RefSeq and is a predicted model, not a curated record. The transcript has 3 exons. Lineage: Eukaryota; Metazoa; Arthropoda; Insecta; Hymenoptera; Formicidae. Bases 87 to 659 code for a protein of 190 amino acids.
CGUGUCCACUUGAGAAAGACGGACAACGUCCUUAUGUCGUGAUUGACAAAUCGCCAUACAAGCCGAAAGGCGUAAAUAAUGCGGACAUGGCAAGCAUACAGUGCAGUUUUGUAGGUUUAGUUUUGCUUUGUCCGCAAAAGAUUGGAGUGCAUAAUGCGACCGAUGAAGACAUUGAAGCGUUUUGCCAUAUGUGGAGAUGUUACGGAUAUUAUCUUGGGAUGGCGGAUGAGCACAACUUCUGCCGCGGCAGUCUCGAGGAAAUAAAGCAGCGCACUCGAGAUCUUCAUGAAUAUUGGAUAUUACCUAAUUUUAAGGAAGUUACGCCCGAAUGGGAGCACAUGACGAGAUGCAUCAUCGAAUCAAUAAAUUACUAUCCCUUGAUUUAUGUACCUUACAAAAUGAUGAUAUUACUUGCUAUGGAUACGUUAAAUAUAAACAUGCCGUAUUUGUAUGCGUCAAUGAGUUACACGGAAUGGAUUACUUAUAAAAGUUGGAAAUUUCUAUUGCGCUACGUUUUAAGAUUCUCAAGUUUCCAAAAAAUUUUUAAUAAAGUGAUCGGCAAGAUACUCGAUCUUGCGAAGAAUAUGAGCCCAGAAAAGGAAGCAGAACUUCAGGAAAAAUCGAAAAAGCAGUUAUCCAGUUUUUCUACUAUGCACUAAUAGUGAAGCGCAAUUGCAUAAAUUUUGAAAAAAUCUAAAUUUAAACAAGUUUUCUUUUAGUUAGCUUUUUGAUGAAUUAAUUUAAAAAAAACGUAUAAUCAACUUAUAUUAAUAUCUAACUAAUAUCUGCUCUCUUAUUAAUAUUAAUAUAUAAAUUGACAUUGUAUAUUAUGUCAAGUAAACAUUAAAAUUAUCUAAAACAUAGCAACGUCUUAACCGAUUUUAAAGUAUAAUAUGCUGACAAAAAAUAAAGCAGUUGUCAAGUGCAUUAAACUGGUACAAAAUAUAUAACAAACAAAUAACAAUA